This is a messenger RNA of Zasmidium cellare ATCC 36951, 1119 nucleotides long. RefSeq lists its product as uncharacterized. Lineage: Eukaryota; Fungi; Ascomycota; Dothideomycetes; Mycosphaerellales; Mycosphaerellaceae. Gene Ontology annotation, molecular function: oxidoreductase activity. The record is from RefSeq and is a predicted model, not a curated record. The transcript has a single exon. The coding region runs from base 1 to 1119 and encodes 372 amino acids.
AUGGCCAAGCAUCAGAUGAAAGCUCAAGUCAUCGAAGCCUUCAACAGUCCCUAUGUAAUCAAGGAUGUCCCAAAACCAGAGAUCGAAGACGAGAACGAGGUCCUCCUCAAACUCCACGCAGCUGGCUACUGCCACACAGACGGAAUGAUGUGCUCAGGACAAUGCAAGCCCGAUCCACCGAAGUUCCCACACAUCAACUCGCAUGAGAUUGCGGGGGAGAUUGUGGCGCUGCACAGUAAGCCUUCGAAAUACGCUCAGGAGUACAAUAUUGGAGAACGAGUGAUUUCGACCGGAAGGCCAUUUCAUCCUUGUGGAAAGUGUUUCGAAUGCCUCGACACUACAAGACCGGGCUACGACGAUGGUUAUUCGAUCGUCUGCCCGCAUUGCAGCUUCAAUGGCAUGAGCAAAGAUGGUGGCUUCGCUGAGUAUGUUGUGGUUGACGCGAGACAAGUGGCUAGGAUUCCGAACAAUGUCAAAGCCACUGAUGCUGCUCCUUUGAGCUGUGCUGGAAUCACGAUCUACGGUGCUCUCAAGAAGGCCGCUCUCCAACCUGGACAGCGAGUCGCUAUCAUUGGUGCUGGAGGGGGUCUGGGACAUCUUGGUUUGAGGUUCGCCGAUGCCAUGGGGUACCGCACGAUCGGAGUGGAUGCUGCUGAUGGACCGUUGGAUCUCGCAAGGUCACUGGGAACGAAAGCUGACAUUGUUGAUGCUCGAACAACUAAAGUCGAGGAGCUGAAGACAAGAUUAGGACAAGAGGAUGGCAAAUCUGUGCGCGAAGAGAUGGGCGUUGACGCUGCAGUUAUUCUGGUCGAGAACCAGAAAGGCUUUGAUUUCGGGUUUGACCUCGUCAAAAACCAUGGUCCUUGCGUAGUCGUCUCAUAUGCUGAAGCUGGCUUUCGAAUAUCUUCCCGAGACCUCGUGUACAGAGACAUACGAGUCGUUGGUACUAUCCUCGGAUCGAUCAAGAUGCUGCAGGAAAUGAUGGAUCUGGUUGCGAAGAACGACAUUCGACCGGUGACGACUGUCUUGCCUUUUGAAAAGUUGAACGAGUUGGUCGAGGAGUACAACAAGGGCAAGGGUGGAAAGUUUGUCGUUGAGAUGGCUUUACAAUGUCAAUAG